Molecule: messenger RNA, 2245 nt
Organism: Malaclemys terrapin pileata
Lineage: Eukaryota; Metazoa; Chordata; Testudines; Emydidae
Gene: MTRES1
Product: mitochondrial transcription rescue factor 1
Exons: 4
Coding region: 232-921 (229 amino acids)
Source: RefSeq, a predicted model, not a curated record
CGGCUGCCGCGGGGCCGGCCCGGCUGGGCUCCCUCAGGCCGGCGGCAGAGCGAGCCCGUGGCCCCGCGGUCACAGUCGGUGGGGCCGGGGCGCUGGGCCCUGCCCAGCCCAGGCAGACACGGGCGUUUCCCUAGCUCCGAAGCGGCGCUGCUGCUGGGACCGAGCAAGGCCCGGCCCCCGCGGCCUGGUCCCGCUGCGGGCACGGAGCUAAACGCGGGAAGAGGGUAUGCUAUGACUGGUUUCAGUCUGCCCGUCACCGCCUUUAGAAAACUAAAUGUCUGGCUUGGAGUCUGGGAGAAAUUCCCCUCUAAUAAACUCUGCAUGUCCUGGAGGAGAUGUAUAUACUCUAGCCACCAAUCCAGUAUAAUAAACUACAGAAAACACUUCAGCAUUUCUCCUGUGAAACAUGAUGUAUUUUUAAGACUGCCUUCACAAUGUAUUUCAGUACCUUGUGUACGACUUAAAAGUGACAAAAGUUCUAGAAAGAAAAAACAAACCCUGCAAGAGGAGGAGGAAGAUGAGGAGGAGGAGGAUGAAGAAGAGAGAAGUGAUUCAGAAGAUGAAUUUGAAAAUGACCCCAAUAUAGUGAAAGGUUACAAGGAUCUUGCCAAAGUAGUCCAGUCUUUUCGUUAUGAUAUAAUAAUAAAAUGUGGUCUAGAUAUUGCAAGAAACAAAGUGGAAGAUGCAUUCUAUAAUGGUGAACUCAGGCUGAAUGGAGAAAAAUUGUGGAAGAAAAGCAGAACUGUGAAAGUUGGUGACACACUGGAUCUCAUAGUAGGGGAGGAUAAAGAAACAGAAACUGCUGUAGUUAUGCGAGUUGUCUUAAAAAAAGCAUCAGAAAAGACUGAAAGUGAAAAAUACAAAGUGGUUUUGCGGCGCUGGAAAAGUUUAAAAGUGCCCAAGCAGGAUGUAUUUAAGUGACAAGGAUUUGCAUAUGGCAGCAUGAGACUUCUUGUGGAAAACCAUUUCAUUUGUUGCUAAAUAUGAAUUUUGAGGAAAUAAAAUUCUUGCACCCUUUUUAAGGGCUUGUGAUAGAAUGUUAUCUCCUUGCCAUAUGCACCAUUCAUAUCUUGUGAUAGUCUGUCAGUUUACUCUGUUCUAUUCAUUUUUGUUUCAUGGUAAAUUGGAAAAAGCUUUAUUUCCAGACAAUUUUCCUAAAGAAGAUAUAUAAUGGUUGGGUAAAGGCUAGAUAGAUCUCAAUUACUUGACAGUUGUCUCUGAUUUUGUUAAUCAAAAUGACUCUGUUGAAACUAAGGCUGGUCUCAUAACAAGUGGAAGAAUGUUUCUGGCUGUGGGACUUUAAUUUUCUAACCUUGUACCUCAGCGGUGUCACUCUAGGACAAUGAACCUCUCUCAAAUCUAAAAACCCAAAGGAGGGAGACAGGAUGACUUAAUAGCUUUUUCCUUCCUAUGGUCACUGAUUUUAAUCUGAUUCAAUUGAUAGUGACAGAGUUACUACCAUCUGAUUCUUGUCAGUUGCCUCUGUGAAAUGUGGUAGCGGUCAUGUCCAUAUUACUACUGGCCAGUUUGGCUAUUUUAGAGUGACCAGGAAUUAACUGGGGAAUGUCUGAGGAGACACUCACGUCACGACUGAGGCACAUUGGAAGAUCAGAAAGAGGGAGCUUACACUAUUAUCACUUUAUAUUGUAUAGUAACUGUGCAAAACAGGAGUGGAAGAUUUCAGCCUCAUGCCCUCAAUUAAUUGAAUAUUAACUAAAGAGUACUUAAUGCUUAAACUGGGAGUUAGUUGUACAGCGUUCUUCCAAGACCUGUACAAGGAUGAUAAUAAAAAGGAAAAAAAUUUGCUGAAAAUCUCAUGUCCAUCUUUCUUUCUUAGCACAAACACUUAGUGAGAAAUGCUUCAUUUAAUGACAGUUGUACAUAAUCACAGGCACACUGUCGCUAUUCUGAGAAUAGUCUUGUAUUUCGUAUCUUAAGUGAAAAAAACAAUUAAAAAGGAAGUUUUCUUAUCUUAAAGGUUGGGGCAAAUCUCAUUCCUUUGUCAAUGGUGUAAAGACUGCAGGAUCUGGCCCUCCAGAUUCAAAUUCUUCGUUAACACAAGAGUGAGAGUGCACUGGAUGGCAGUAGCAUCGCUGAAAAAACAUAGUGUACGAACUAGAGUAAUUUAUCAUAUCUUUUUCUAAAAGGAAGUAAUCUGACGUAAUAUAUAAUUACACAAUAACCUUGUUAUUUUCCCCCCUUUUCUUUCAAUAAACUGUAGAGCCACACUGGCAUAGUAUUUUCA